Molecule: messenger RNA, 1524 nt
Organism: Neolamprologus brichardi
Lineage: Eukaryota; Metazoa; Chordata; Actinopteri; Cichliformes; Cichlidae
Gene: psmd8
Product: proteasome 26S subunit, non-ATPase 8
Biological process (GO): proteasome-mediated ubiquitin-dependent protein catabolic process
Cellular component (GO): nucleus; cytosol; proteasome regulatory particle
Source: RefSeq, a predicted model, not a curated record
GACAGUCAUUUAACGUGUUACGGUGGCCGGUGUCGUAUAUUUUGCAGAAUCACCAUGGCGCUGAAGGAGACCGCUGGGCUGUAUGAGACACUUAAAGCGGAGUGGAACAAGAAAAAUCCAAACCUAAACAAAUGUGGAGACCUUCUGAGCAAGCUUAAGAUUUCAUUAUUGGAUCUGAACUUUUUACCUACCGGUGGAUCCUCUCUCACCAAGCAGCAGCUCAUUUUAGCUCGUGAUGUACUUGAAAUAGGAGCCUUAUGGAGCAUCCUCAAGAAGGACAUCCCAUCCUUUGAGCGAUACAUGGCCCAGCUAAAAUGUUACUACUUUGAUUACAAGGAAGAGCUGCCUGAAGCUGCUUACAUGCAUCAGUUACUUGGACUGAACCUGCUCUUCCUGCUUUCGCAGAAUCGCGUGUCUGAGUUUCACACAGAACUCGAACGAUUGAGUGCUAGAGAUAUUCAGACCAACGUGUACAUCAGACACCCAGUGUCUCUAGAGCAGUACUUGAUGGAGGGAAGCUACAACAAAGUAUUCCUAGCCAAAGGCAACAUCCCUGCUGAGAGCUACACCUUUUUUAUAGAUAUUCUUCUGGACACAAUUCGCGAUGAGAUUGCAGGUUGCAUAGAGAAGGCGUAUGAGCAGAUCCAGUUCAGUGAAGCUACCCGUGUGCUUUUCUUCAGUUCCCCCAAAAAGAUGACAGAGUAUGCCAAGAAGAGAGGAUGGAAUUUGAGUGCAGAUGGCUAUUACUCUUUCACCAAUCAGCAACAGCGGACAGAGGAGGUGAACAUCCCUUCUACUGAGCUGGCACAACAGGUCAUCGAAUACGCACGACAGCUGGAAAUGAUUGUGUAAUCCGCCCCCAGGAACACACUCAACCAUGUACAGAUGCACUCAGACAAACACGCCACUGGUCCAGUAUACAUCCAGUCAGCUCAAACACAGUUUCACUAAGGGAUAUGACUUCCUUUAUUGCCAGAGUGGUUUAUUUGUUUCCUAUGCCUCACAAAUCAACUGGCAUCCAUUAUUCCUGUUUUCCCAAAUCUACCUGGAAGUCUAAAGAUUGGUUUUUAUUUUAAUACAAACCCCCCCCCACUAAAAAUAUCACUUUGGUCUAAUUAGCAGUUGCUAUAUAAAUAUCUAUAUUGCAGACAUGUGAGGGUCUGAGUGUUUAAAGCUGGUUCUUUUAUUCAAAAUACCAUCUGUCCAACAUUAAAUUUUAGUUUUCUUUAGUCAUUCCCAGAUAUUUUUUUAACCACUGGGUCUCUUCUUUUUCAACUGUAAGAAAGUUUAAAGUCAUCACCCUAAUUUUGGUAUUCAAUGUCAAACAACUGUCAAUAAUCUCACCAUUUUUUUUCCUGAACUUCAAAUUCUUUUUGUAUCAAAGUUUUCUCUCUUGGGUAGAACAAAAAUAAAUGUAUUGCCCUUGCCUUGUAUCUAAAAUUGCCACUGAAGUUUGUGUUUGACUCUUCCUCACUAGACAUUUUGUAAACACAUUGAUCUACAAUAAAUGAUUCAUAAAACAAA